UAUGUUGGGUGCAUGUGCAGCUGGAGAAUGCACCGUCAUUAGCACACAUAUGGGGCUUGGCAAUAAUGAAUGUGUUCGUGCGUGGGAAGGGGACACUUAUGUCUUUUGCUUGUUAAAGUAAUAAUAACAAUCAGUGGGUCAUUCGCGCCUGCUGUUGGUGUUUGGCAGUGGUGACGGACCCACUGCUGCGUCUCGGCUCGCUAGUCAUUCACACGUUUGCCGUCCAUAUCAGCGAAAGUGCACCCGUGACUUGUUUUUGCCAAUAUUCCGCGUCCUUCAGAAGCUGCUGUCAACCUGUCCAAAUCUGAAGCGUAGACGCGGUCAUCUGGGACGGUCGCGGCGGCCUCUGCUCUGUGAUGGGGUCAAGUAAAACAGUCUCGCUCUUCCUUUGAGCUGCAGCUGCGUCACUGUAAAGUGAUUUGAUUUUGCUGUUGUAUCAUCUCAUUUGCUUGGCGGACUGCAAGUCAAGAGAAAAGAGCUGCCGUCGUCUUGCGAAACAAGUGGUGGAAGAGAACAACAAUGGAUCCUCCGAAGCCAAUGAUUGAAAUUAGGGUGGAACUUGUCUCGGACAGUCAUGAAGAUGUGCCCUAUGCAGACGGAAGUGAGAACAGCGACAACUCUGGAGAAGAGGCUGCUGACAAGGUUGCUGAGGAUGGAAUCACUAGGAGUGCUCCAGAGCCUGGGGCUCUCACUGCUAAAUUCAAGAGGAGGAAUUCUAUUUCACUGCCCGCUGGACUGGACAACCUGGCCGCUGUACCCGAGGAAAGGUUAUUUACUAAAAUGGGAAAAUUGAAAGGCGGCAAUGAAAACUCUUCGCCGGAUAGCAAAAAGGUCAAUUUUGAUGCCAUCGAGGUGGCCACAGAAAAAGGAAAGGAGGGCGAGGAAGUUUCAGACCGAGAUUCAAACUCCAGUGCAGACGAUGACGGCUCAUACACUUCAUCAGAAGAUGAUGGCAUUGCAGCCAAAGUGCCACUGCGCAGUGCAAGGAAGAAGUCUGUGAUGCCACUUCCAAAGCUGCGGUUAAAUGAUAGCGAGCUGCCUGAUGAGUUUGACGAGAGAGGUUUUGGAGGCAUGGACUCGCCAGCCAACUCAGUGACCAGUAUUAAUAGUUUGUCUAGUCUCUUAAAAGAAAAAUUAGUGAUGACGUUCCCCGGUGUACUGAGGCGGAAAAGGCCAAGAGAGUACAAACUCAAGGCGUUUGUGUGCAUUCUGUUUUUGUGUAUCGUUUUUCUGGUCGGUUUCGCCUACAUUUUUUACCAUCAGCAAGUACUGCAGAGGGCUUAUUUCGAGAGGAUAAGAUUUAACAAGGACGAGCGCCAAAUGAAAGUUUACAGUGCAGAUGGGCACGAAGUGAUUUCUGGCGAACUGGGAGUUGGACUCGGUGGCCAUUCAUAUCCUUGCUUGGCCAAAGACAACCCUGGCAACGGCUCGGUGUGUCUCGAGUGGAUGCGUUACGCGCGCUUGGUGAUGCGCUACGAAUUGUUUGAUGACGAAGAUGUCCGUUGCUAUCACAUCAAGUGGCAGGCUCUUUCGCACCAUCACCACCCCACUGACUGUUUCGACUGGAGUCUUGGCAAGGGUCACUGGUAUGGAGGGGGCUUGGCUGCUGGCGGCGCUUGGCCCCUUGAAGAUGGCCACAUCAGGAUGGCACCCUUUGUCACAGGAACUAUACCUGAACACGCGUGGGCAAACGUCUUGCAGAGAUACUUCUUGAAUUCCAAAGGAGUGGCCCUUAUCAUCAACAACGAGAGUCCGCUCUAUGUGGAUUCGACCAACGACAAAAAAAUUUGCAUCAAAGCUCGGCACGAUGAUUUUGCCUAUGUGUACCACAAAACAGACAUGCCUCUGCUGAACUACUCCAUCUGUACAGCACCUGACGUGAAGCAGCUGCAUUCCUUUUUGGCCGAGACGUCUCUGUGGGAUGGAAUUAAGGAGACUGAUUUGCAAGCAAUCAACUCCCUACUUGUGGAGCCAGUUUGGCAGAUUUCCGCCAACAGCCCUGACCAGCUGACAGAAGAGGACGUGGCAAAUAUUACUGAAGAAGUGGUUUCUUUCGGAUACCCAGCAGGUUCGGUUUUGAUCGACGAGUUCUGGCAGUCAAGUGUGGGUGACUUGGCUCUUGAUGAAACUCGGUUUCCCACCUUCAAAGACACAGUCGACAUCAUACACAGACGUGGAUUUAGGAUAAUCCUCACGGUGCAGCCAUUUAUUAGUACAGAGUCGGUUUGCUUUUAUGAGGCUGUCCGAGAGGGCCUGCUUGUGAAUGAAAGAGGCGGAGAAAUCCCUGCACUCACCAGAUACAAAAACGUGUUGAGCGCUGGCGUUUUAGACAUCACUAAGAAUCACUCAUCAAUCUGGAUCCAACAAAAACUCAAGUCCUUGCAACAAAACUAUGGAGUUGACGCAUUCUACUUGGACCUUGGAAGCACCCACGACAUGCCCCGUUACUAUCAAUUUGACCGCCAACUCACAAACCCCGACGAAUACAAAACGCUAUUUACGUCACGAGUUGCCCAAAGCGUUCCUUUGUUUGGAGUAUCGGGCGCAGUGAAGCGUCCGCAGCCACCAACCUUUGUGUCUCUUCCACCUUUCGCCUCGGAUUGGCGCUCCCUCAAGCUCAUAAUUCCUGCCGUUCUUACAUAUGGGAUAGUUGGCUAUCCCUUCUUACUGACGGGACCUAUUGGUGGUGGCUGUGAGAUUACCUCGAACCUGCCAGACCGAGAACUGUACAUCAGAUGGAUGCAGCUAGCCACCUUUUUGCCUACAAUGAGCUUUCAACACCUUCCUAGCAGAUACGACCCUGAGAUUGAGAAAAUUGCUAAAGGAUUGCUUGAGUUGAGGCAGGCAGUGGUGAAUCCACUGUUGUUAAAAUCUGUUGAUGAAGCCCUGAACAAUGGAAUUCCUUUUGCUCGACCUCUUUGGAUGUUAGAGCCUCUGGGACAAGCAGCCCAGACCGUCGACGACGAGUUUUCAAUCAGUGACCAGAUAAUCGUCGCACCAGUGUUGCAACAAAAUUCUGAAGAGCGCGAGAUAUACUUGCCAAAUGGAGUAUGGAAAGAUGGCAUUGAUGGAAGUUUGAGGAAGGGUAACAGGUGGAUUCAUCAUUACAAAGUGCCUUUGGACAAAGUGGCGUAUUUUGUGCGAAUGCCAAACAACACAAGAUUUUAAUACAAGCAGAGUGUCUGCGUUGUGAAAUAAUUGUAAAUACUAUACCUCUAGACGACACUCUAUCUUUGUAAUUAAUAUGAAAAGCUGCGCAAUGAACGGUCUUUGUUUACAAAUAAAAAUUAAAUUUAAUGGUUAAAAUCUUUAAAA
Molecule: messenger RNA, 3315 nt
Organism: Cloeon dipterum
Lineage: Eukaryota; Metazoa; Arthropoda; Insecta; Ephemeroptera; Baetidae
Product: myogenesis-regulating glycosidase
Exons: 10
Coding region: 520-3168 (882 amino acids)
Biological process (GO): carbohydrate metabolic process
Molecular function (GO): hydrolase activity, hydrolyzing O-glycosyl compounds
Source: RefSeq, a predicted model, not a curated record